AGGCCAGUAAGCAUGAGCCACAUCACCUCCAAGUUGCGUCUAAAGCCCAGCCCUGGAUUGUCAUGGACGAAGAGUCCAUUGCCGUGGUUCUUAAUGGCUUGGUCGGCCGGCCUACACCGUAUCAUCCGCUCUGCAAAUACUCGUCAGGAUAGCUCAAUCCCUCCAGACAUUGUCACACUGGCACACUGCCAAGUUAAGUUCUUGCUGUAAAAUGUCUCUUCUCUUCAACCCCGAUAAAACAACCAGGAAAACCUUAUUUGCGUUAUGGAAACACGCACAUGCAAAGGGUGCAGGUGAACCAGAAACGCUGUCGUUCUGGCAGCAUCUACUCGCGAAGCAUGAGUUCUCGGAAGAAUACUGGAUCAUCGACGCUGAAAUCAGGCCCGAGCCGGGAAGUCGUUCACGUGUCGACCGUGGCAUCCGAUAUAUGUCCGCUGAUGAUCAACUCCUGGUUCUCACCUUUAUCGAAGCAAAGGGGGUGACUAUGGAGAGCGCACGAAAGGAGUCUGAGAGACAGGCCUUGAACGCCUGUCAAGCAUACCUCCAGAGCCAUUCAUGGCAGAAAGAGAUUUAUGCCAUGACUAUACUGGAGACGACAGCAAAGGUGUGGACAUAUCAGCAAGGCUCAAAAAGGCUCGAGCCUAUGCACGAUGAUCAUUACAUCGAAGCGAAUUCUUCGGAGGGCUCGCAACUUAGGAAAUGUUUUGAGAGGAUGAAGAAGUUUACCCAUGCUCCGAUUGCCGACGCUCCAAAUCUCCAUGUUGCAACUCAGCCAAACUUACCCCCAACAAGAGCAGCCGAGAUUACAACCACUUCUUUUCCAGCUUCUGGCCCGAGCUACUCAAACCCGAUUUUUCCACGGGACCAAGCACCCGGUUCCUACAAACAAACAGUUACCACUCCAACGUAUGGAGAUCUUUCGCUCAACAGGUCCUCCGGGGCCCAAACAUCCGGGUCCUAUAGACAGAUCACUCAUGGAGCAAAAGCGACUGAAAGCGGGAAGCAUUGGCUGGACAGCUUUACUCACGUCACUGCGAAACAAGACAAGAGGGAAGGAAAGAAUGGGAUUCUUUACAAAGUGAGAGGAGGCUGGGGCGAAGCUAGUGACUGUCGCCAAGGUGAAAAGGACAGCAAGAAAGUGAUCUUCUCCAGAGAAAAGAAGGUGUGGGCGUUCCAAGACGAUAUAAUGCAGUACCGUGAUAUGUAGUAGGACUAUUUCACCUGAGUAUCCCAAUUUGAUCUCCAUUCGGUCCACA
Messenger RNA from Exophiala xenobiotica, 1256 nucleotides. RefSeq lists its product as uncharacterized. The coding region runs from base 212 to 1207 and encodes 331 amino acids. Lineage: Eukaryota; Fungi; Ascomycota; Eurotiomycetes; Chaetothyriales; Herpotrichiellaceae. The transcript has a single exon. The record is from RefSeq and is a predicted model, not a curated record.